Gekko japonicus is the source of this 966-nucleotide messenger RNA. RefSeq names its product olfactory receptor 14I1-like. Bases 1 to 966 code for a protein of 321 amino acids. NCBI's taxonomy places the organism in Eukaryota, Metazoa, Chordata, Lepidosauria, Squamata, Gekkonidae. Gene Ontology annotation, cellular component: membrane. Gene Ontology annotation, molecular function: olfactory receptor activity; odorant binding; G protein-coupled receptor activity. Gene Ontology annotation, biological process: G protein-coupled receptor signaling pathway. The record is from RefSeq and is a predicted model, not a curated record. The transcript has a single exon.
AUGCCUAAUCUUACCUCCACGUCUGAAUUCUUGCUCCUGGAAUUCUCAGAUAUCCGAGAACUACAGAUUAUACAUUUCUUUGUCCUCUUAGCAGUAUACUUGGUAGCAGUCACUGGCAAUCUUCUCAUCAUCACAGUUGUAGCGCUUGAUCAUCACCUGCAUGUGCCCAUGUACUUCUUCCUCAUGAACUUGGCCAUUCUGGAUCUUGGCUCAAUUUCUGUCAUAUUACCUAAAGCGAUGGCCAAUUUCCUCAUGAAUAGCAGAUCAAUUUCUUAUGCAGGUUGUGUGGCUCAGGUAUUUUUCUACUUCUUACUGGCAGGGUCAAAUUUUGCCAUCCUAACAGUAAUGGCACAUGAUAGGCAUAUUGCGAUUUGCCAUCCAUUACAAUAUGAGACAAUCAUGCAUGAAGCAGCCUGCAUUCAGAUGGCAGCCAGUGCAUGGGUUGCCGGUAUCCUUUAUGCCACCUUACACACUGGUGGCACUUUUACCAUCACCUUCUGCUCUAAAAUAAUCAAUCAGUUCUUCUGUGAAGUGCCACAUAUUGUAAAGCUUUCCUGCUCACACUUAUAUCUUACUGAAACUGGAAUUCUUCUCUUUAGUGGUGGCUUAUAUGGAGGAUGUUUUAUCUACAUCAUUAUAACUUACAUAAAGAUCUUUGCAACGGUUCUCAGGAUGCCUUCUGUGAACAGUCGCAAAAAAGCCCUCUCCACUUGCCUUCCCCACAUCACUGUGGUGUCUCUGGUUCUUUUCACUGGAAUGUUUGCCUAUGUGAGGCCUCCCAGUAAUACUUCUUCUGAGAUGAAUGUAAUUUGUGCUGUUAUGUAUGCUAUAUUACCUCCAUUGCUGAACCCUUUCAUCUAUAGCAUAAGAAACAAAGACAUCAAGACUGCAUUGCAAAAGCUCACUGAUUUUGGACAUUUUCCUCAAACCAGCUCCAGCAACAUCCUUCUAGCAAAACUGGGCUGA